Molecule: messenger RNA, 1234 nt
Organism: Phragmites australis (common reed)
Lineage: Eukaryota; Viridiplantae; Streptophyta; Magnoliopsida; Poales; Poaceae
Product: NAP1-related protein 1-like
Exons: 10
Coding region: 142-909 (255 amino acids)
Biological process (GO): nucleosome assembly
Cellular component (GO): nucleus; chromatin
Molecular function (GO): histone binding; chromatin binding
Source: RefSeq, a predicted model, not a curated record
GCCUCCGCCCUCGGUUUCCUCCUUCGCAGUUCCCCUCUCCCACCGCGCGCACGGCGGCAGCAGCCAGUCGGCCACCCACCCUCCCCGCGGAGAGCUAAAACCCUAGAGCUCCUCGCGAAGGGGUUCUCACUUGCCCUCGCGAUGCCAACAGCGGAGGAGAAGGGCAAGAGGGCGAGGACCGACGACGCCGAGGAUGAGAGGGGCGAGCACGUCGACGGCGCCAUCCUGCUCUCCAUCGAGAAGCUCCAGGAGGUCCAGGAUGAGAUCGAGAGGGUUAACGAGGAAGCAAGUGACAAAUUUCUGGAGGUGCAACAGAAAUACAAUGAAAUUCGCAAGCCAAUUUAUGUUCGACGCAAUGAAGUUAUCCAGAAAAUUCCGGACUUCUGGCUGACAGCGUUCCUUAGCCAUCCCAUGCUCGGUGAACUUCUGACUGAGGAUGAUCAACAGAUUUUUAAACAUUUGGAGUCUAUAGAUGUUGAUGAGUUUGAGGAUAUUAAAUCGGGCUGCUCUAUUACUCUCACAUUUUCUUCCAAUCCGUAUUUUGAAGAUAAAAAGCUUACAAAGACGUAUUCCAUGAGUGAUGAUGGAGCAAUCUCAGUAAAGGCUACAUCCAUUAAAUGGAAGGCGGGAAUGGAUAUUGUCAAUGGAAAGACAUGCACCAAGAAGGGGGACAAGCGACUACUGGUUGAUGAAAGUUUCUUCACUUGGUUCAGUGAUACAAAGAACAAAAGUUUUGCUCACGGUGAGAUGGAUGAGGUGGCAGAUGUCAUCAAAGAAGACUUGUGGCCUAAUCCUUUGAAGUUUUUCAACAAUGAUCUUGAAGACGAAUUUGAACAAGAGGAUUAUGUUGAAGAGGGAUUUGGUGAGGAGGAAGCCGAAGAUGAAGGAGGGGAGGAUGGAGAGAACUGAGCCUGAUCGGCAUUGAUAACUUAUGUCUGCAGAAUGAGGAGACCGGGCCUCUGAAGGGCUGAUGAAACAAGGCGUCCCCUUUUGCGGUGUUCUGGUGCUCGACUUAGUUGGAGUUUUAGGAGCUAUUUUUCAGAACUUUAGUUUAUCGAGAAGCAACUCAUGGAUUUGCUGUUCAACAGAUUUCUGUAUGUGCAAUCCAAUGUACCGCGGAAGUACUAUUUAGGCUGCUGACUGUUUGUUCUUUGUUGUGCUCAAUCUUACGAGUUACAGCUUGUCCUGCAACCUUCUCAUGGGCAUGCGCCCAUGUCUAGUACUUGUACAGUGU